This is a messenger RNA of Mercurialis annua (annual mercury), 531 nucleotides long. RefSeq lists its product as uncharacterized. Bases 106 to 408 code for a protein of 100 amino acids. The record is from RefSeq and is a predicted model, not a curated record. The transcript has 2 exons. Gene Ontology annotation, biological process: regulation of mitotic cell cycle spindle assembly checkpoint. Lineage: Eukaryota; Viridiplantae; Streptophyta; Magnoliopsida; Malpighiales; Euphorbiaceae. Gene Ontology annotation, cellular component: anaphase-promoting complex.
GUUUGUUGUUGCACUAAACUAGAGAGAAACGAAGAGAAUUAUCAGAGAGAAGAAAAGUGAGCGCCUGAAAGAAUUCGACUGUGCCAGCGAUUUCACAGAAAAAAAAUGUUACAGUUUCCAGCGUUCAUGACUCAGUAUCCAUGGUCAUCAAAGACUAUUCCGACGUCGUAUCUCUUACCGUCGCAAUGGCCUCAGCCUCACAGCGAAGAGCUCCUCCUUGCCAUGGAGGAAUCCGAUUUCGAAGAGAAGUGCAAUGAAAUCAGGAAGACUAAUAGCAACCUUCCGGUGAUCGGAAAAAUGACAGCUGAUAACGAUAAAGAAGACUUUGAUAAUGAUGCUGAUGAUGAUGAUGAUGCUGAUAAUGCUGAGGAAUCUGAAGGUGAAGAAUUUGAGCAAGAAACUGCCUGAUGACUGUUGCUAAUAGUUUCUUUAAUUUAGUCUUAUAAAUCUUAAAAAGUAGAAACAAAGACAAGGUUUUAUGUAUGUUUUUGUAUGAUUUUAAUAAUGUAGUUUGGCUAGUGUUUAUGUUAA